UUGUGUUUGUGUCUUUUUUUUUUUAGCGCGAUUACGUUAGUUCCGUACUGAAUCACUGGGAGCGCUGAAACUCAACACGAAAUUUAUUAUUGGAUCUUAUGGACGCUUCCACUCUAUUGUCAUCUGUCUUUGCAUAUCACAAUACUUUAAAUUAGCGUUUGCACAUAUCUAAAUGUUUCAUAAUAUUGUAUAAUUUGCAAAGAUGCCAGUUGCACAAAAUGAAGUCAAGUCUAGCUGGGCUGAUGAAGUUGAAGAAGAAGGAGGAGCAUUACCUCCGCCUUCAGAGGUCUAUGAGAAUGGUUUUAAAAUUUUCACCGAAUACAAGUAUGAUCAAGAUGAUAAAAAAGUCAAGGCUGUCCGUAUAUAUAAGAUAGAACGACGUAUAGUGUCGAAAACGAUUGCGGCGCGUAAGAAUUGGGCAAAAUUCGGUGAUUCUGCUGAUGACAGACCAGGACCUGAUCCAGCUACCACUGUCGGUGGUGAGGAUGUCUUUAUGCAAUUUAUAUCCAGUAAAGAGGAAGAGAACAAAGUGGAGGAAGAUUCGCUGGACAAAUUAAAAAGCAUGGGCGAUAAGGGAGUCGUCAAGUGCCGUAAUUGUAAUGGUGAACAUUGGACAUCUAAGUGUCCAUAUAAAGAUACUGUUCUUGCUGGUGGAAAAGUACCAGACGACAAGAAACCUCUCGUUAACACUGGAGUACCCAAUGCAGUGACUGAACUUAAACCACAGGGUGGCAAAUACGUGCCACCCGGUAUGCGCGACGGCGGCAACAAACGCGGCGACUCGAUGCAGAUGCAGAGACGUGACGACACAACUGCCAUACGUAUUUCCAAUCUCUCGCAAAGUACUACUGAUGCAGAUUUGGAUGAGCUUGUGAAACCAUUCGGUUCCGUAGUGAAACAGUUUCUCGCCAAAGAGAAGCUUUCCAAUCUCUGCAAGGGUUUUGCAUAUGUACAUUUCAAGCAUAGAGCUGAUGCAGCGAGAGCAAUUGCCACUCUGGAUGGUUAUGGUUACGAUCAUUUAAUCCUGAAUGUGGAAUGGUCGAAGCCACAAGCUCAGAAUAAUUGAAGUGAUGCAAAGUGUACGACAAUUGCGGAUAGAAAAAUGAAAUUAGUUAAAC
Molecule: messenger RNA, 1118 nt
Organism: Cyphomyrmex costatus
Lineage: Eukaryota; Metazoa; Arthropoda; Insecta; Hymenoptera; Formicidae
Product: eukaryotic translation initiation factor 3 subunit G
Exons: 2
Coding region: 203-1066 (287 amino acids)
Cellular component (GO): cytoplasm; eukaryotic translation initiation factor 3 complex
Molecular function (GO): RNA binding; translation initiation factor activity
Source: RefSeq, a predicted model, not a curated record